UGAAGUUUUCAUCUGACGUGGUGCUGUCGAGCUGUCGAGUGUUGACAAAAAAAUUGCCUCUUCUGUGAAACCUAACCAAAACCACUCUUUAAAUUAAAUAUCUACUUGAAUAAAAUUUUAAUAAACGAAAAUGUUGGACAGUUUAUUUGACGAUGUGAAGCGCAUGAAUAAAAGACAGUUUAUCUACCAAGUUCUUAGCUUUGGUAUGAUAGUUUCUUCAGCUUUGAUGAUAUGGAAGGGUUUAAUGGUUGUCACUGGUAGCGAGAGCCCUAUUGUGGUUGUGUUAUCCGGCAGUAUGGAGCCAGCUUUUCAUAGGGGCGACCUUUUAUUUUUGACUAACUACCCCGAUGAACCCGUCCGUGUUGGAGAAAUCGUCGUCUUCAAGGUCGAAGGCCGAGACAUUCCUAUUGUACACAGAGUGUUAAAGCUACAUGAAAAGAAUAAUGGCACUGUUAAAUUUUUAACUAAAGGUGAUAACAAUAGUGUUGAUGAUCGAGGCUUAUACGCUCAAGGCCAGCUAUGGCUGACAAAGAAGGAUGUGGUAGGUCGUACUAGAGGGUUCUUACCAUACGUUGGUAUGGUUACAAUAUAUAUGAACGAAUAUCCUAAGUUUAAGUUUGCUGUAUUGGCGUGUUUGGCAAUUUAUGUCCUAGUACAUAGAGAGUGAAGCCAAGUCUGAUCUGAUGUGAAAAGGAUCUGUGUUUGAAGUGAACUUGCAUUUUUUUCACAUAUUUAAGUUCUUAUAGAGUUAUCAUCUCCAAGCUUAAUUUAAUUUUAAAAUGGCACGAAAGAAACCAAAUUUCAGAAUUAAUAUUAUUAUGGUAACUUGUAUUGUGAAUUUUUCUGUAUUAUAUUUACUUUGUAAACAAAUUGUCACAAAAUUUCAAUCGACUUUGUGCUGUCAUUUCAUAAAUUCGCGACUUCUGUAUCAACAAUUCCCUGUUUAUAUAAAACUUUAAAGCAAAACAUGCUUAAGAGUACUAUUAAAUGAUUUAUUCCGUUCAAAUUUGUACUUUAUUUAAUGCAUUUGAGAAUGUAUCCAAUAAAAGUGUUUGCGACAGUUAGGAAACUAUAUGAGAUUUAUUAUAACUGAAGCAUAGAAUUAAAUAGAUUUUUCUAAAGAAAUAUUGUGAGCAUUUUACUUAACUGUAUAAAAAUAAGUUUUCUUAAGUAUAGAUUUUGUUACACAGAUAAUGUUAAAAUGUUUACAAAUUAAAGCAUUUCAAUGGGUUUGAA
Molecule: messenger RNA, 1236 nt
Organism: Danaus plexippus (monarch butterfly)
Lineage: Eukaryota; Metazoa; Arthropoda; Insecta; Lepidoptera; Nymphalidae
Gene: twr
Product: signal peptidase complex catalytic subunit SEC11A
Exons: 4
Coding region: 131-667 (178 amino acids)
Cellular component (GO): signal peptidase complex; membrane
Molecular function (GO): serine-type endopeptidase activity
Source: RefSeq, a predicted model, not a curated record